AUGGAGCCCGAGGUGUAUACUUACGAGCGCUAUGCCGCCUUGGCAACACAGGAGUCCACCACAGGACUUUCCAAUCUGACAUGGUCAAUCUGCACCAUGUCUGAAUCAGAGCUGCCAAAGGCACGAACUUUGCCAGGAGUGCUGCAGAUCGGACAGGCUGGCACUUGGGUGGAGUAUAAGGCGGUAACAGUACUCAGACGGUUUGACUCUGCUUCCAGGCCCUGGCUCUGCAAGUUGCAUUCCAUAAAGGGCCCCGAGCAACCGGAAUACAUCCUAAAGCCGGAGGAUGUGGGUCGCGAAGCUUGUGUCAUGAAUAUAGCUUCGAGGCUGAACUCCAUCUGGCAGGAAUAUCAAGUGCAAUGCUGUGGCCAAGCCGUGUAUGUCAAGAUAUACCGAAUCUUCCCUGUUGGACCUGACAUGGGAGUCGUGGAAGCGGUCCCUAACGCCAAAACUUUGCAAAAGCUGAAGCGAGACUGCCCGACUGGCAGCCGGAGGCGAGAACGAGUGCUUCAGUUCCUGCAGUGGGACGAGAGUAAGUUGAACCUCCUUGCUGUCACCACAGCAGGGCUUCUGGCCAUGUCAUAUAUGUUUGGUCUUGCAGAUGGCCAUGGUGACAACUACAUGGUCACUGCUGAUGGUGAGUACUUUCGUAUAGAUUUUGAGCACACCUUUGGCCAGCACCCCUCUUCAGCUGACGCUCCACGCCUUUGGUUGCCAAAAGCGGUGCGAGUCGCACUAGGCGAUCGCUUGGAGGAUGUGAUUUGCGCUGCGCAGGAGGCGGUCGAAAAACUCUUCGUCAUACACGAGGAACUUCGAAGUCUCUGCCAGGUGAUGGAUAUGGCUUUUCCACAGAAGCAAGGCGCUGUGGAGUAUCUUGCUCAGUUGAGCCUUGAAGAAUUCCGCAGGGAAGUACAAGGUGUUCGAAGCUGCUCAUGGGGCAAGCGCCUAAAGAGCACCUUCCGGGCUCUUGGCUAUGGCAGGAGACGAGAUGUCCGCCAUCGUCCGAUGCUGAACGUUCAGUCCCCGGCGGCUUUACUGUGUAUUUGUAGGCGUUACCCUGCAGAGUCAGCUAUGGAUCUGAAGGAAUUUGCAGAGCGCUUGUAUUCAACGUCCAGCUUACCGCGCUUGGUCCAUUUUGAGGAUGCCAGCACUCUGAUUGCCAAGCUGUUCCUUAACAGCAACCCAGGAAGAGGUCAAGACGGCAUAUUGGCAGCUCGCGCACAGAUACGCCGCAAGCCGAGUCGGCAAGGCCGACGACUUCCAGACCAUUAG
This is a messenger RNA of Symbiodinium pilosum, 1272 nucleotides long. The record is from the annotation of a GenBank genome assembly. NCBI's taxonomy places the organism in Eukaryota, Dinophyceae, Suessiales, Symbiodiniaceae.